AUGCGAUCCUUAUUAACACUACAUCCCCCAACUUGCCUAUAUAAACCAACACCGUUCUCAUUCCCUCCCCACUCUGCCAACCUUAAUUUGCUUCAUACAUUGGAAGCUCUUAUCAGCAUCACCGCCACCACUUUGGCUGAAACUGCCACCGGCGCCGCCACCGCUACAACCAUGGCAACACCAACACCAAGGUUACUACUAACAUUUUCCAUCAUAGUCAUCCUCAUCAUCAUCACAACAUUGGCGCCGUCGCCGCUGCCAAAUGAGGCAGAUGAACCCAAUCAACUGCCUGCUCAGGAAGCUUCAGCUGCCGGCGACGGCAAGCCGUACUCCGGCCGCCUACCGGUGCCUACCAUUCGUCGGUUUCUCGCUAAAUCUAAAGAAUUGACGUGUGAUAAGGACCCAAGUAUCUGCGGAUCAUCAACAAAGGGUGGCCCUGAUCACUGUUGCGAGAAGAAGUGCGUGGACCUCAAAACUGACGGCCUCAACUGCGGUAAGUGUGGGAACAAGUGCGAGGUCAACGAGGCAUGCUGCAACGGGAAGUGCGUGAAUCUCGCCACGGACCGAAAGAACUGCGGGAGUUGCGGAAAUAAAUGCCGUCGAGGAUCCAAUUGCUCAUAUGGCAUGUGCGGCUAUGCACGUUAA
Nymphaea colorata (pocket water lily) is the source of this 645-nucleotide messenger RNA. RefSeq names its product stigma-specific STIG1-like protein 3. The transcript has a single exon. The record is from RefSeq and is a predicted model, not a curated record. Lineage: Eukaryota; Viridiplantae; Streptophyta; Magnoliopsida; Nymphaeales; Nymphaeaceae. The coding region runs from base 1 to 645 and encodes 214 amino acids.